Molecule: messenger RNA, 1989 nt
Organism: Penicillium brevicompactum
Lineage: Eukaryota; Fungi; Ascomycota; Eurotiomycetes; Eurotiales; Aspergillaceae
Exons: 1
Coding region: 1-1989 (662 amino acids)
Source: RefSeq, a predicted model, not a curated record
AUGGGAGGUCCGCACAGUCAAUUGUUGCUAUGGGCGGCUAGAUAUCCGCAUUUACGCCCCAACUCACAGCGACUGUUGCGAGGUCUCUAUACUUCUGCUCAAUCUUCGAAGCAGCCACACGACCCAUCGCCAUCAGAGCUGCUACGAUUCAUUUUAAAUGAUUCAACGAAUUCUAUUGAAAGUUUGGACUCCGGUGUGGCUUCGCCCUCAUACUUGCACGAGCUUUUCUCUACGCAAUGGAAGUCCAAUUCCCCACCGGCCCCAUUGUGGACUUCUCUUAAAGGACUCGCCCCGCACAACGAAGAGCUACUGCGGGGCCUCAGGACACAUGUCUCCAAUCUAUCUUCAUUACGGAAUCUCAUUGAAAGAUAUGCCAAUAAUGAGAAUGGUGCUGCACUAUUGCAAACUAAAGAAGGCACGUUGCUACGACUUGCUCUACAGCGCUGUCAACGGCAAAACACCUUGCCGGAGAUUCUAUCGGUGGUUAGCGACCUUGCUGCGAGGCUCGAUCGCCUUCAGCUCGGUGUUCAUUCUAGCACCUAUACCACUGGAUUAUUAUUGGCAAUGCUCAACCUGUCCACCCCUGCUCUAAGGCAAUUCUUGGCAGCUCAUCGUCUAAAAGAGAUGCCGGCGUUAGGUCUCAGAGAGAGCAUGCGGGUCAUCGAAAGCUGCUCUGAAGCGCUUGAUCGCAAGAGCUUCGAGAAUCCAGCUUAUGAUCGAAGUCUCAUGCUUGCGGAAAUCACUGGGGAGGGAGACUUCAUCGCUCGCGAUCGUCCUAGAUUACAUGAUAUCUUGUACUGGACGCAACCUCGGGACCAGGAGGACGCACGAUACACCUCCCAGCUUAGUGCUCAAGAAUACAUUUGCCUUCUUGCCAAGCUUGGGAGUGUAGAAGUACUUCGCACAUGCUGGGGCAACUUCUUGAAAAACAUUCAACCCAAGAAUCAUCAUAGCUGCUUCGCUGCAUAUCAGAUUGUGAUGACUUUGAUCCAAGCUGCUAAUGCCAGGGUCGCAGUCAAGUAUUUGGAGGACAUCUCCCAACAUUGCGGCGACAACCUGCCCUUCAUCUCAAAGUUUUCGGGCCUCCAAAUGUUGAUUGACGACCCCGUUGUAGGCGAAGCGCUUCCUGAUUUAGUGCGGGGAGGAGAUUACAUCGAACUACUCGACGCUCAGCUUGAAAACAUGGACCAACAAAUGGGAAUCCAGUGGAGUUUCGAGCGCCAAGAACAUUCUAGUGCAGCCCUAGAACCCCCCGAGACAAUAUGGGAAGCUUUUGGCGACCAACUUGCGCCCAACCUCGGUGCCGGAUAUACCAAAGCGAGCCAUGAAAGCCAAUUGUAUGCGGGACUUCGCGCGCACGGCUGCUCCAAAUCGCCAGCCACAUUGAACAAGAUUGUCGAUCUACUGCACGACCACAAUGGGCAACCAAUAGAGAUAAACACCUACCUUGAUUACAGCAAAGAGCGACUGCGGGAAUUCCGCUCGAAGUUCGGAUCCGUUGAGUUUCGGUGGAACCCGGAGCACUCACCGAUAGAAUUCUCUCGCUCUCGGAUUCCCACUCUGCAUAAUCUCGCUCAGCCUAGCACUCCACUGACCCUUGGGCUCAUCCGGGCCCGUCUGAUAGUUGGCGGAGUCCCUCAGUCGGGAGUUGACUCCCUGAGUCUCAUGCAAGUUGGCUGCAUAGAUGUGCGGUACGGAGUUAACGAGUCAUGGCAGUCAUCCAGCUACAUUAUGGUGUGGGACCGACAUUUCGGUGAGCUGCUCGGGCUUCACGUCGGACGAACCACGGGGAUUAUCGACGACGGGCCAGUAUCAGUUGGCCCCUUUGGUGCUUUGAUGCAUAUCAGGCUCUCGUCAAAUUCUGAUCCAUGGGAAUUGCCUCCUAGUGAGACUGCAAAUCCUCGCAAUUGCUGGGGACCUUACCACCUGGACCUCGAUCCCAGUCUCGAUCUGGCCCUCGAUCUUCCCGGUAGAGUGGGCGUGAUAUAA